GUCGGAAUGGUAUUGGAAGGUUAUAGCUUUGAAGACCGCAUUUGUUCUUACAUGCAUUGUAAGUUCAUAUCGAGCCGAAGAAACUGUUCAUGAAUUACCGUUUUGUAACCCUCACAAUGUAAAUACAGACAAAAAUGAAUGGCAAGCUGACAGCAUUCUCAACAGCGGACGGUACCAAGGCUUGGGAAAUUGAGACUCAACCCCUUCUGUCCUCUAAUCUACAUCAUGUUGAACUCACAGCAGGAGGCAAGUGGGUGCGCCUGGUCCCAUCUCUCCGAGGAACCCUUUACAGCCUCAGCGGAGACAACAUUGAGCCCUUACCUUUUGAUGCAGACCAGCUUUUGUCAUCCUCUUUCAAGUACUCUGAAGACUUAGUCAUAGCUGGUGCAAAAGAAACCCUCUGGCAAGGCAUAGACACAACAACGGGCAGCGUGCUCUAUGAAUGUGGUUCCUCAGGCUGCAGCAGCGAACAGCAAGCAACUGCCGCCGGAAGACAUGUCUUAGUUCUUCGAAGGCACGCGAAUACAGUGAGAGCGCUCGACCCACGCUCAGGCCAAGAGAAAUGGAACUUCAGCGUAGCAGAACAUCAGCUAGCAUUAUCCGCCAGUCCGGACUGCUUAGGUCCGGCGAGCGCCGGUGCCGGUCCGGUGACCGUACACGUCGCUAUGCCGGAGGGUACGGUCGGCGUGGCUCGGCCCGGAGAGACAGAGUAUCUAUGGCAACAGCAGCUAGAAGCGCCAGUGGCAGGCAUGUGGCGCCUCCAAGCGGGCACACUGAAAACUAUCGAUGUAUUGUGGGAAUGUACCAGAGCCCUCACGGAUGAUAACGCCCUACCACCACAGCUAUAUAUUGGUGUACACCGAACACAGCUCUACAUCCAAGAGAGCCACCUCUACGCCCAAAAGCUAGAUAGUUCUAUAUCAGCAUCACCCAUACCUUGGAAACUGAAGCAGUCUAGGCCUUUACUAAAUGGCGGUGACACCGCCCUUACAGUGACAGACCCACCGGCCAACUCACUAGUCACGUUAUACACAGCUCCGGUCAAUUCGAACCACGGUUUCUUCCUCUACCUCCAAGACACCUGCGACCAGGCGGUGCAAGUGUCAGAAGAGUACAGCGAGCCGCCGCCCGUCGCUAACGAGCACCAUCACAUACACGUCCAUGUUUCCUCGCUCUGGUUCUGGUGGAAGGAGGUGCUGCUGAUCGCCGUGAGCUCGGCGCUGCUGAUGAACCUCAAUUGGCCGAGGUUCUUCGCGCCCAAGUUCAGACCUCACACGCCCAUGCCCGUAGACCAAGAGGUGGUAAUAGUCGAGCGGCACUACGACCGGCCGCCGUCAACCGGCGCUGAAUACUGCGGUCGCUACGAGAAUGACUUCACGCCGCUCCGCUGUUUAGGACAAGGCGGCUUUGGAGUGGUUUUUGAGGCGAGGAACAACAUCGACCACUGUUCGUACGCUGUCAAGAGGAUCACUCUACCCAGGAGGGAGUCUAAGCGCGAGCGAGUGUUACGCGAAGUUCGUGCGCUAGCAAAGCUUGAACAUGAGAAUAUCGUCCGGUAUUUCAACUCGUGGGUCGAGGAGCCGCCACCCAACUGGCAAGAGCAACGGGACGCUGUCUGGAAACGUGAACUCAACGUGUCCGUGGAACUAUCGGAGGAUUACACGGUAGAAUCACCCACACCAGUCAAGAGACGCGAAGACAGCGUCAAGCUCAACCUUAACAAGUUAUGUGACGACUGCGGGGUGUCCCCGGUCUUUGACAGGCAGCUCUCUGAGAAGAGGAACAGGUCACUAAGCUGCACCGAUUCCUUCAGCAUAGUAUUCGACGAGCAACCAGGCCAGCCUCCCCACACCCCUCCCAAGUCCAUCGACGAUUCCUUCAUAGUGUUCGCCAACGAAGACGAAGUCAGCAAAGCGUCUGAGGCAAGGAAGGAUAGCUCGUUGGACAAGAGGCUGGAGCGAGUGAAAGAGUGCGAUAGCUAUGUGAAGAGUACGAGUAGUGCCGGGAAGAAGAAGAAGAAGGGCCACACGCGUCACUGGUCUCUCGACAUGGUGGUCCGAGAGAGCGAAACUCCAAUGGCGUCGAAAAUGUACCUCUACAUACAAAUGCAGCUGUGCAGAAGAGACAGUCUACACGACUGGCUGAGGCAGAACAGGACGAGAGAGUCUAGAGCGGAUAAAGUAAAAACCCUCUUCAGUCAAAUAGUCUCAGCUGUGGAAUACGUGCAUCUAGCAGGUCUCAUCCAUCGUGACCUCAAGCCUAGUAACAUAUUGUUCGCGCCCGACGGCCGCGUCAAAGUGGGGGACUUCGGACUGGUCACCACUAUGGGGGAUAGUUCGUCUGAUGGCUCAGCACCGGAGGAGAUGGAUGCAUAUGCUAGACAUACUUAUAAAGUUGGCACCCAUCUAUACAUGUCACCUGAACAACUAGCAGGGCGGCCAUACAGCUACAAAGUGGACAUCUACUCUCUCGGAGUGAUCCUAUUCGAGUUGCUACACCCAUUCGAUACAGAAUCAGAACGUGUGGCCAAACUAACUGCUUUGAGGGCAGAGCGAUAUCCGGCUGACUUCACCGCUGACUGUCCAAGCGAGGUGGAGGUGCUAAAGCUGAUGCUAAGCGAGGACCCGUCCCGGCGGCCCACGGCCAGCGGCGUGCGCGCGCGCGCCCCCCUGUACCAGCGCAGCGACGACGCCUUCCACUUCACCCUGCCCCCUUCCCCUGUUGUCGCGUGAGACUUUUCCAACUGUAUGCAGCGUUUUUUAAACUGUGGGGCGCGCCCCCCAGGGGUGCGCAGCAACAUUAUAAAGGGAGCGCGUGUUUCAUUUUUGACCGCGGUGAAGCGUGCCUAAAUAGUUUUUUCCCCUCACUAGCUCGGAAACACGUGUUUUCUCCUUUAAUACCAGCGGGUAAAAACGCAUUUUAUCCACUAGUGGGUAAAGUAAUUUGACCUUG
Molecule: messenger RNA, 2952 nt
Organism: Leguminivora glycinivorella
Lineage: Eukaryota; Metazoa; Arthropoda; Insecta; Lepidoptera; Tortricidae
Product: eukaryotic translation initiation factor 2-alpha kinase-like
Biological process (GO): protein phosphorylation
Molecular function (GO): protein binding; ATP binding; protein kinase activity
Source: RefSeq, a predicted model, not a curated record